This is a messenger RNA of Geodia barretti, 918 nucleotides long. NCBI's taxonomy places the organism in Eukaryota, Metazoa, Porifera, Demospongiae, Tetractinellida, Geodiidae. The record is from the annotation of a GenBank genome assembly.
GGGGCUAACAAUGACACUGCACCUGAUUGGAGAAAGGUGGUGUACUUGGCAGCUGGCUGUGUGGUUGCCUCGGUGGUUCAACUGGUCCUUUGUUUCUGUUUCUGCAGAUUCUUCAUCAAACGACGACGUAAUCUCUCGGCCGUCUCUUCCAGGAGGCGUGGGAACAUGUUGAUAAUGGACACGUAUCGGGGCGAGCGAGAUUUGGAGGUCGAGCUCCCGCUGAGUCUAAGAGAAGGGGACGGUAUGGAGAUAUCGACGGACAGCAGUAGCAGCGAAAGAAGCAGCCUGCUCUCGCUGAUUGCUCAACCAAAGGGGGAAACUGACUCUGACCUGUCCCUCGGAAGUUUCUCCAGCUUUGGUAAAGGAACCGGUUUGCUUGAGGACGGAGGUGCAGAAGACGAUGGAGGUGGAUAUUUGAGAUCACACUCUAGUUCGCUCCUCCCGUUGUCCUCUCGUCCUCUCCCGCCAUCCUUCCCAAUACAUCUCCAUACAAGAGCAGUGACACUGCUCUCCCUAUCUCAGUCAAGAUCAUCUCCCGAGGGUCAAUCGUCCAGUUGUUCAUCCACCUCAUCUCCUCCGCCGCCACCCUCUGCUUUGAUGGCUGACUGAGUCUUUACACAGCAAUCAGUACUAUUGAGCUCCCCGCUCCCUCCCCAGCUGUGUCAGAGUCCAGUCAUCUCCUUUUCCCGACACACCCUUCAAAUCAGGUCAUUUCAUGAUUUCAACUUGGCUGAAAAGUCACCCAUCAAACUCUGCCAUAUACACACACACACACCAUACACGUAUAAUUAUAGUGUAGGCAUUACAGUAUUUUGUCUCUUGUGUCUUUCACUCUCAGUGUGUAGUCGUGUGAGGACCACUAGUCGGUGAUUAAUCCCUCAUUCUCCCUCGAAAAUGAUGCCAAUUUCUUGCCCGGCC